AACCCGCCAUUUUCCAAUACUUUUGAACCAUUUGCCGCCCAAAACUAAAGGCUUCAUCCACUCCCCCGUCUUCGUCGUCUUCACUCCGCCCCCAUUGAUCUUCACAAGCCGCAAAUCAGAUCCGUUCUUCAUCUGUCCAGGAGGCCCUGUUUUAAGAAAAACCCUAAAAUCUAUUGUUCAGGAACAUCCGGCCGAUGGAAAGCUACGACGACUACGAGUCGUUCUCACCUCCCGUCGAACUCCCGCCGUUGCUGAAGACUCCGACUUUCAAACGAUUGAAGAAACCCGGGAGGGCCGCGGAAAAUCCUCCGGCGAGUUCAAUUGACGACGUUUUUGCGUUUCCUCAAGUCGAUUUUGCCAAAUUGGAAGCUCUGGAAGCUUCUGAAACCUUAGUAGACGAUUCCGAUGAUUCGGAGGGGCCUCUGUUGCCGCCUCCAGGCUUAGAUGAUGAUUCUGAGUUGGAAUUUGACUCCGUGGGGAAGCAUAAUGAGGGCCGUAGGGUUUUGAGCUCGGAUGAGGAGAGUGGGUUGGAUAUGAAUGCAGAAGGACUGAGAUCUGUUGGUGAAAAUGUAGAGAUGGAGGGAGAUCUGGAAGUUGAACCCACGGGCGAAAGGUUUUUGGGUAAAAAAGGCGAGGAGAGUGAGGAGGAAGCUGGUGAAGGGCUAGAAGAUCGGAAGCUCGAGAUAAAAGAAAACAAAAGGAAAAAAAGUGCAGAUUCGAAUUCGAAUGGAAACGAUAAAAGUAAGAGUAAGAAGGCAAAGGUGGAUGAUGGUGUUGAUCUAAAGCCCAAAGAGUCAGCUCUGAAUAAACGAAGAGAACAGAAGGAAAGGAAACAAAGUUUGCAGCAGCUUCAUGCUGAGACCCAGAGGCUAUUACGAGAAACAAGAGAUGCCUCAUUCAAGCCUAUACCGGUUGUGCAUAAACCCAUAUCUUCAGUAUUGCAAAAGAUUCGGCAGAGAAAGCUUGAGAUCUCAAAAAAAAGUAUAUCAUUAACAAACAGCUAUUCUAUUCAUACAAACAAUGGUGGAGUGAGAGAAAAAGUGGCUGAAGAGGACUUAGACAACAUUUCUAAAGAAUAUUUCGUAGUUGAACAAUCAGAAAACAUGACAGAGUCACAGGCUGAGGAUUCAAAAAAUGUUGCAACUGGGUCUUCAGUUCCUGAAGUUGAUGCAGAUCGUGAAAGAGUUCCAAGUCAAGCGGUUCUGGACGAAGUUGCUCAGCCUAUGUUUCGAGCUCCAGUUGAUACACAGGAUAUUUUUGGUGAUUCUCAAGAUAUUGAGGAAACAAAUGAGACCCCUAAAUGCAAUGAGGAUAAUAGUCCAUUGGAAGAAAUAAUGGCACCAUCUGUCCUUGCUAUGAAACUGAAGUUUGAUUCUAUCCCUCCUGAUGAAUGCUCUUCAGAUGAAGAAGACCAUCACAUAGAGGAUAUAGAUCAAAAUCCUGAUCUAGACUGUCCUCCAAAAGGUGACCCAGUUAAACUAUUUGUUGACGAGGAAGCUGAGGAAGAUGACAGUGACAAUGACGCCCACCGCUUUGAUCAAAAUGAAGAUGAUGAAGAUAUUGAUGAUUUUGAAGAAGUCAAAGAUAUGAUUGCUACUAAUUUUGAAGAGAAACCCUCAGAUAAUGAGAGGCGGAAUGACCUUCAUAGGAAGUGGCUUGAGCAGCAGGAUGCGGUUGGAACUGAAAACCUGCUCCAGAAAUUAAAAUUUGGUUCCAAACAUAAAGAGACAGCAUUGCUUGAUAAUGAACAAGUGGACAGUGAGUCUGAAGAAUUUAAUGAUGAUGCUGAAGAGGAAGCACAUCCAAUGAUUUCUGCACGACUAAAUAAGAGAAAAGCAAAACAAAUAAUAACUCAGAUGUUUAUGGAAAAAGAUGACGUUUUUUUAUCAGAUGAUGAAGAGGAGAAAGACAGGAUGAUUAUAAAGCAGCAUGCCCUUAUUAGAGCUGAAGACCAGACAACAUUGGUGUCUCCAAUUGAAGAUGAAAAUUCCAGAACAUUUUUUGGUCUUAUAAAGAAACUGAAUACAGUCCCUGACAAAAAGAAGAAAGCAAAACCAUCCUCUUAUUUUGAAAAAAUUCUAGGAGGCUCAAAAGACAAAUGCUCUUCAAAGUCAUCCUUUCUUGGGCGAGCAACAAAGCGUCAUAUUCCAGUACCCAACAAGCAAAGUUCAAGCACAUUUCGAUCUUUCAUCUUUGAACGUGAUGAUAGCAAUAGCCGGACUUCAUUCCCAAUGUCAGAUGAUUCCUCACACACGGUCGUCGUAGAAAAACAUCCAACCAAGAACAAUGUAGCUAAGUUCAGUGGUUCUCAAGCAAAAUACAGUACUCCUAACAAAAGCUCUGGUGAAGAAAUAUCAAGCGGGCUUUCCUCGUUUGAUGUACGACCUUCGCCACCCAGUCUUGGAAAUGAAGAAAAUGAGAAAUUAUUUUCAAUCAAGCUCCGCGGGCUGCUUUCGAGGCUCCCAAGAAGGAAGCAAAGUUAGGAGCUUCUCUGUGAAUAUCACAUUAUUUUGUAGGACUCUACUCACUCUUGGACUAAAUAUAUGGCACAAAGAUAAUCCGACACUAGAGGAGUGAAGAUUUUUUUAAGGUUUCAUAUGUUUUUUUUAAAUAAUUAUUUUCAAUAGAAUGUAAAAUGUGAU
Cuscuta campestris is the source of this 2642-nucleotide messenger RNA. Lineage: Eukaryota; Viridiplantae; Streptophyta; Magnoliopsida; Solanales; Convolvulaceae. The record is from the annotation of a GenBank genome assembly.